CAGCCGCCGCCUCAGGAAUCCGUGGCCGUGGCCGCACUGGUUUGCUCUGAUAUGCCGUUGUUUUCUUGGUUUCUUCAAUCAAUUCCGCUCGUUGGGAUGAUUACUCAUUUGUGCCUCCAUUAGGAAGGAAUUGAAGGGAUUAAGAUUCGAAUUUUGAGGGUUAGCGGGGGUUUUCAACAGUCGGGUGAACAGCACCACUCGCAAUUCACAGCCGCCUUUUUUUUCUCACUGGAGGAAGGCCGCCCGCCGCGAGCGGGGAAAGCCGCCAGAAGCAGCCGGCGACGGAGACAAUGGUGUCACAGCACGGGAUCCUGUACGCCGUCCAUCUCGUCACCGACCAGUUCGGCAAUCUCGUCGCGAAAGUCUGUGAAUGUCUCCUGCGCAACGGAGCAUUGCCCAUCCACGCCAUAGUUCGACGAACUGAGCUCCCUCCGGCUAAAGUCAAGAACAGCUUGCUCGUCUUAAUCCAGCACAACUGCGCGCAGGCUUUCAUCCUCGAAGAGAGCGUGUCUGGGGAGGAUGCUGGAGAACCAGGGAAAGCCCACACACAGUACAUAGCAUUGUUUGUCAACAUACUUCAUCGUGUGAGGUUUUCCAAGUUCCUGGAUGUGGUGUCAAAGGAACUCGGUGGCUCGUGUGGGGAACUCUUCAGAGGUUUGCUAGAACACGGAAGGCUCACAGUAAAGCAAAUAGUGGAUAGAGCUGAUGCAAAUGCCAAGGAGAGUACCAACACAGUGCAGGAAGACCUUCAUAAACUUGUGAUGGCCCAUUACGUUGAAUGUUGUCCUGCUCCUGAACCUUUAGUUCCCCCACCCGAUCCCGAUGCAAAGAAGCUUGCUAAAUCUUCAAAGGUAAUGGUGGAGUCAUUAACCCUAGAGCAGCGUGUUAUGGCUGUAGCAAUGCCUUCAUCGAUGAGAAGAUUUUCAUUUGUACCUAACACAGAUCAAAUAGCGGAUGACCAGCAAAAUGUGAAUCAGCCCCCGAAUAAAGAUGUUGGUCAAAAGCGCAAGCUUCAUGAUUUGGAGUCUGAUCCGGCACUUGAAGAAGAGGUUGAAUGUAAUUGGCGUGCAAAUUUUGAGGAAUUGCUUCGUCGUCUUCGACACAAGGCCUGUGUCGAUACCAUAAAAGCACGCUUCGAUGAUGUAGCUGCAACUGUUCUUAGUGCAAUGCUGGCGGCAUCUAGAGCUGAAGAGAACAAAGUCAAAACUGCAAACUCAGGACUUUUACAGUGCCGUUAUCGCUGGAUACCAUAUAUGAAGAAGUUGUCAAAAACGAAAAGAAUCACAGUAUGACUUUCGAUCAUGUCAGAACAUGCCUCGAAGAGUUGAGCUCUCCUCCAGCCUUUGUAAGAACGGACGAUGAAUCAUAUAGUAUAGAUUUCACUCAAAUCAUUGAAGCAGCUCAGAAUCAAGAGAUUGAGUCCAUAAUUUUGAAAAGAUAUGGAGAGGCAGCACAUAAAAUUUUCCGCUUACUCUUUGGAGUUGGCCGCCUCAUGGAAACAGAUAAGAUUGCUGAUACGAUAUUUGCCGAGAAGAAGGAGACAUCGAAAACGCUUUACAAAUUGUGGCAGGAUGGAUACUUGCUCGUGGAGAAAGUAAUGAUCGGUUUCUGGUCAAACAUCUGAAUCUUGUUCCUAGCUAUGGUGGUUCUUCGUACUUAUUGUGGAAAGUAAAUAAGCGGCUUCUUUGGGGGACAGUCGUGGAUGAAGCUGGACGACGCGAUUAUGCUCUUCCAUGAUUUCUAGUUUUAUCCAUUCUUUCAUUAUAGACCGAUUCUGUUACACAUUUUAGGUCUUCUAACUUGACAUAUAUGUAUAUAUAUCUAGAUCGCAUCUUAUAUUCUGUCAUCAUUUAGUUACUAGUAGCAUAUUUGAAUAGACUCUCAACUUGUAGUUCACCCCAGCAUAAUUUGCACUUAUUCAAUUGCUAGCUAUAUAUAUAUUGUAUACACUUGUAUCCUAAUUUCUAUAAUGUAUACACUUGUUCUUUUGGUUC
Molecule: messenger RNA, 1994 nt
Organism: Linum tenue
Lineage: Eukaryota; Viridiplantae; Streptophyta; Magnoliopsida; Malpighiales; Linaceae
Source: the annotation of a GenBank genome assembly